Gekko japonicus is the source of this 1046-nucleotide messenger RNA. RefSeq names its product inhibitor of nuclear factor kappa-B kinase subunit epsilon-like. The record is from RefSeq and is a predicted model, not a curated record. Gene Ontology annotation, biological process: peptidyl-serine phosphorylation. Gene Ontology annotation, cellular component: cytoplasm. Gene Ontology annotation, molecular function: protein serine/threonine kinase activity. The coding region runs from base 1 to 477 and encodes 158 amino acids. The transcript has 7 exons. NCBI's taxonomy places the organism in Eukaryota, Metazoa, Chordata, Lepidosauria, Squamata, Gekkonidae.
AUGACUGAUCACAGCACUGCUAAUGCAUGGGGACUGUUGUACAAUGAACAGCAGAUCCACAAGCUGGAUAAGGUGAACUUGGGACAUUUAGCCAAAAAGGUUCUUUCUAUUUUCCAAGAUGACUGUGCACAGCAAUACCAGGCUGCUCUUUUGGCACAUGGAACCAGAAUGAGGAAGGUGUUUGAAAUGAGGAAGCAUUUGAAGAAACUAAACAGAUCUUUAACUGCCUGCAGUGUGGAGAUAUCAGGAUGCCAGGAUGACCUCUAUAAUGUUUUGGGUGAGCUGCCACAGAGAGUCCUUCAGGAUAAAAUGACAACCGUUCCUUCUUCACAAGGUUACUUAAAGCAGAAACACCAGGCUAUGAUGUUUGGAAUGCAAGAGCUACAGGAACAGAUGAAAUCUGUAGGCAACAAUCUGCAGCUCAACAAUAGCAUCAUCCAGCGGUUGAAUGGUUUUACAUCCACACCAGACUUGUAAGGGAGAAAAUAAUCUUCAGAUCCUGAAACAAUAUUGCAAUGUGGGCAUAUCAGUUUUCAUCCAGCACUUGAAAUCCUCAACAUUUUGUCUCAAAGAUACCAAUGUAUUCUACCUCCCUGCUCUAGCACUUUGAUGUAGUUUUGUUGUACCAUGGGUCUAAUUAAUCUGUAUACUGUAGUCAUAUUUCCUGAGUUUGAGAUUUGACAAAUUUGGAGCAUCCCAGCAAGUGCUGGGAAAAGAGUCAUUUGCAAAUGUCUGCUUGUCCUACAGAUGUCCUACAGGGAGCCCUGCCAAGUUAGCAAGCUGACUUCUCUGCAGUGUUCAUUAUUCAUAAGAACAAAUACAUAUGUCUUUAGUAAGGACAUAGACAUUGAGUUUCUAGGAGCCCAUUUGAUCUCUUCAUUUGCCUCACAGUGGGAAUGCUUUUGGGGUGAUUUGCCUGGACAAAUACAUACAGAAAAGGAAUUGACAAUCCACAUGGAAAGAUAUGCAGGAAAGAUUCUUCAGCAGAAAUGGGCCAGGAUUCUCAUGUACUAAGUACUCUCAUGGAGCAGCAUGCUACGUCUUAC